Messenger RNA from Stereum hirsutum FP-91666 SS1, 1294 nucleotides. RefSeq lists its product as uncharacterized. The record is from RefSeq and is a predicted model, not a curated record. Lineage: Eukaryota; Fungi; Basidiomycota; Agaricomycetes; Russulales; Stereaceae. The transcript has 3 exons. Bases 1 to 1059 code for a protein of 352 amino acids.
AUGUUUAUCACUCUCAUCUCCAAUCCCAUUCUCAACCCAGAGCAGAAAGAUCGCGAUACCUUUUCGUCCACGUCGUCUCCCUCCUCCUCUAUCCUCACCCGCCGGAAAGGAGGUGGAGGUCAUGGCUCUUCCGGUGGAAAGAGUUCGUCAAGCUCAAGCUCCAAGGGUUCAUCCUCUUCGUCAAAGUCCGGCUCCAGCUCGGGAUCGGUUCUUGCAUCCUCAAAAUCAUCUUCCGUCUCCGUCAAAGGUCUCUCAUCAGGGAAGACCUCCGUCACGACAUACGGAAGUGGAGGAGGCAAGGCGAGCACGAUCCCCAGUGGACAGGCGUUCGCGGGUAGGACCGCGGGCGGAGGAACGAGAGCAGAGGUUUACGGGAGCUCACGGUAUGGAAGCGGAUACCCAGGUUACUCUACCGUAGGAGUAUCCCAGCGAGGACUCCCUUAUUACUUCUGGCCCAUCGUCUGGAGCUCUCGACCGACCCCUUACUACGAAGUAGAGAACGAAUACGGUGCUCCCACCAACGACUCUCGUCCUGGCGGUGCUCUCGUCGAAGCCGCUUUCUUCUCCAACGCCUCUGAUGCCGUCCAAUUCAGGCUACUGGGCGAUAACGUCACAGUCUCUGCCCUCAUUCCACUCAUCCAAUAUAACUGCUCGAUGAUCAAUAAUUCGACAUCUUCUUCCUCCGCAUUCCUAUACGCCUCCAACUCCACAUUCAACUCAUCCUCACCAUCCGACGCGAUCUCAUAUCCUCGACCGGAGCAGGCGAUUCAAUACUAUCGCGCCAGUACCCUCGUUCUCACCAUGGACGGGUACAACGACAGCUCUGUCUUCAACACCACUGCUGAUUCUAACAGUACGGCGACUGGAUCGCAGACGCCUCUGCCAUCUUUGGGCUCGAUGGAUCAGCUCUUCAUGACGUGUCUGAACGACACGAUAGGACAGGCCGUCCCGCUUGUGGAUGCUGCCUACUCGAUAAGACUCGGCGGUGGCAUGAGUCUGAAUAUCAUGCUGGCGAUUUGGGUGUUCGCGUGUUUGAGGCAGUGGUUUCGUUUUCUCUAAACAAUGGCGUCCUUCGUACCUUAUUGCUAUUUGCUGGUUUGGACUUGAUACCCAUAGGCUGUGAUGUUUGUUGGACGAUGUGAUUGUGGACACUGAAUCCGUAGUACGGGCGGCUUCUUAGCUUAGUACCCUACUUAUCCGAUUUACUGUAUUUCUUACAACCAAUACUGUAGCGUAUAAUUAUCUUGAACUGUAGACAUAAUCAAUAAUAUCAGCCAGAACUAGUACUUUCACG